AUGUCCGAUCCAAGUUCGAGCUUGAACAUAUCGGAGGCGUUCGCGAAACCCGUGCGAAGAUAUGGACGCUAUUAUAAUCCUCCAUCUUUCGAGUCAUGGACAGGAUUACCAGGUCCCCGGAAACUUCUCUGGUGGGCUCUACUGGAUAAAGACGAGUCGAACAUACCAGAUAACGAAUCUAUACUCGAUAAAACAGUGCCUGUUCACCAAAUCACGAAGUUCGUAUCCCCAUCGAAUCGAAAAAUGUUCGCUACUUGGCUUGGACAUUCCACUGUUCUGGUUCAGAUGGAAGGCGUACGAUUCAUUACGGAUCCAAUUUGGUCGAAAAGGGCCUCUUUCCUACAAAGUAUCGGCCCAAGGCGUUACAGACCACCACCGAUGGAAAUGGAAGACUUGCCCGAGAUUCACUUCGCGGUCAUUUCACACGAUCAUUAUGACCAUUUGGAUGUGGACACAGUCAUUAGGAUCAACAGCUUCAACCCAUCUAUGCGAUGGUUCGUACCAGGUGGUAUCUUAGACUGGAUGAGCACUAUAGGAAUCAGAAAUACCGACGAACACCCGGAUAAGGUCACUGAGAUGGAGUGGGGAGACAACAUAUCAUUUUCGGUUGAUGGCAAGAAGGUAACAGUAUGGUGUCUGCCAGCUCAACACUGGGGACAACGAGGACUGUUCGAUCGGAAUGAGCGGCUGUGGUCCGGAUGGGCAGUGAUGACACCAAAUCGUCGGUUCUACUACACCGGUGACACGGGUUUCUGUGAUAAGGAGUUCAAGAAGAUUGGCGAUUUGCUUGGUCCAUUCGAUCUCGCUGCAAUCCCCAUCGGAGCAUACAACCCACGGUGGAUGCUACAACCGGAACACAUUGAUCCUCAUGAAGCUGUACUUGUUCAUGAACUUGUAAAGUCCAAAUUCUCGAUUGGUAUUCAUUGGGGAACAUACCAUAUGGGAUCACACGAGCUUUACCUGGAACCAAAAGAACUUUUGGAAAGAAUCGGAAAGGAAACCGGUCACGCUUCAAAUUUUGUUAUUCUUGAGAUGGGACAAAUUUGGGAAGACAAUGGAGACGAAGAUUCUGGUAUAGAAGAAGUGUAA
This is a messenger RNA of Haemonchus placei, 1089 nucleotides long. Lineage: Eukaryota; Metazoa; Nematoda; Chromadorea; Rhabditida; Trichostrongylidae. The record is from the annotation of a GenBank genome assembly.